Molecule: messenger RNA, 321 nt
Organism: Peniophora sp. CBMAI 1063
Lineage: Eukaryota; Fungi; Basidiomycota; Agaricomycetes; Russulales; Peniophoraceae
Source: the annotation of a GenBank genome assembly
AUGACUCAGACCAUUGUACUUCCUGACGGAUACUUCAUUGGCCGCAAGGGCAAGAUACUGCCCAUCGGCACCGACCAGUACGCCGUCUACGGUGUACGCUGCGGAAGGCACGGCACGCAUGUUGUCUCUACUCGUGCGGAGAUGCUAUCUGAGACCUCUGGAUUCUCCGGCGCGGUCGGACGCGGAUUCGAUACCGUCAAGGAGGCGCAGGAUUGGUGUGAUGAGCACAUUCUCGCGGUAAACCCGCGCCGCAUUGCCGACCUUCGCACGGAGGCCGACGCGCUUGCUUCCGAGUUGCAGAGUGCCCAGUCUCGCAUGUAG